AUGAAUGUCGUUCAAGGUCUUCUGUCUGCCGUGUCGCCACUCUCAGAUGGUGACUUCGCCGACCGUCUCAACUACUGUGUUACCACUGUCGGACUUGUACUGACAUCAGCAUUCAUCUCCGGAUGGAGUUUCGUCGGCUCACCGAUACAGUGCUGGUUUCCGGCUUAUUACAAGGGAUGGUGGAUGGAAUACGCGUUGGACUAUUGCUACGUUCAGAAUACUUACUUUAUACCAAUGACCGACGUCAAAGUACACAACGCCUUUGACUUCGGCAGUCAUAUCGUCGAAAUUCCUAGUAACUACACUGAUCGUGAUACGAAACAAAUAGGUUACUAUCAAUGGGUACCAUUUAUACUCGCCGCUCAAGCCAUUCUUUUCUAUCUACCGGUGGUACUAUGGAGAGCGCUCUAUGAGAGUUCUGGCUUCAAAGUACGAGCGAUUUGUGAUACUUGUAGUAUGCAUGCGAAUAUGGAUGAAAUUUCUCGUGAUAAGAACAUGAGGACCAUAGCCGCAUUCCUGGUGGAGGAACAGAGCAUCGCGACAGUGAAAGCUGGUAAAGUAAGGCGAAUCACCAGCGGCAGCUAUAUCACCAUGGUUUAUCUGGUAAUGAAGUUCCUUUAUGCGAUGAAUACCAUCUUCCAAUUGAUUUUCCUAAAAAAUAUACUCGGUGUGAAGUCCUAUAUGUGGGGACUGGAUGUUACGAUUGAUUUAUGGCAAGGCAGGGAAUGGCCUGAGACGGGAAACUUUCCGAGAGUGACGAUGUGCGACUACGAUGUGCGAGUACUCGGUAAUCUUCAUCGACACACAGUUCAGUGUGUGCUGAUGAUCAACAUGUUCAACGAGAAGAUCUUCGUCGUGCUCUGGUACUGGCUGUGUGUCAUGCUAAUCGUGAGGUUCGAUAGAAUUCAUCCAUAUGUAUACAGUUUUGCCAAGUGGACAAUUGCGACAGCAACAACAUCGUUUAGUGGCAGAGUGCUCGUCAACAGCUUUAUCCAACAGAUCGAUCCCACUGUGGCUCGUAGUGAACAGAAACGUUCACUCCUUCAGGAGUUUGUCAUAGAGAAGUUGCGCACUGACGGUGUCUUCCUUCUUCGACUUGUCGGUGAGUUUUCUACCGAGAACUCUGGCGACAUGGUGACGUUGGCGUUGCUGAGAACGUUAUGGAAGGAUUUCAUGGAGUCCAAAAGCAAGAAUCCACCAUUUUACGCCGAACCUCUUCUUCUGUCGGACAAGAAGAUCAGCGAAUCUGAUCUGAUGUUCUUUUUGGACGCAUUUCUCAAGGGCCUCAAACCUCAAUACGAUGAUGAUUCAUGCGAUCGAUUGAACUACUACUACACACCGAUGCUUUUCGUACUUUUUUCACUCACAUUGAGCGCUAAACAGUAUGUCGGUCAACCAAUUCAGUGCUGGAUCCCUGCUCAGUUCACAGGCGCAUGGGAGCAGUACAGUGAGAAUUACUGCUUCGUGCAAAACACGUACUUCGUUCGGCCCGAUCACUACAUACCGGACAGUAUCGUCGAUCGCGAAAACAACGAGAUCGGGACAAGCACAAAGAUGUUCCUCGCCAUGAAUAAAAUGCCAAAUCACUGUCUUCAUCAAUCAAUCUCCUUCUAUUUAGGCUACUACCAAUGGGUACCAUUUAUUCUCGGUUUACAAGCGAUUCUUUUCUAUUUACCAGCGUUGUUUUGGAGACUUUUUAACUGGCAAUCAGGUAUGAACACUAUUAAAACAAUAAUAAGAAUUACUGUUUAG
Angiostrongylus costaricensis is the source of this 1752-nucleotide messenger RNA. The record is from the annotation of a GenBank genome assembly. NCBI's taxonomy places the organism in Eukaryota, Metazoa, Nematoda, Chromadorea, Rhabditida, Metastrongylidae.